CCCUCUUCCCGGCCUGCCCCGCGCGGCACCAUGGAGGCGGCGGCUGUGCUGCGCGUCCAGAGGAAGCGCGGCGGUCCCGAGCCGGCCGGGGCGCUGCUGCUCGCCUGCAAGCGGCCCCGCACCGAGCCCGGCGGGGCCCCAGAGGUGGAGAAGAGCCUCUUCAAGCUGGUGGCCACCGUCUCCUCUAAGAACGAGCCGGUUCAGAAGUAUGUUCAAGAAGUUAUCACUCGAGACAGAGCAGUGCAAAGUCUGCGGCCCUCCUUAGGAAGCACUCAGCGGAUCGUUCAGGAGCUCCGUUCUUCCAAGGAAGCGAAGAGGAAGGAAAAUCGUUACCGUGUAAUAGCCAGCCAUCGACCCAAUGCUAGCGGAGCCAAUGCACCUGCCGCAGAUGGUAAGGCGUCGACUGACGGUGACAGAUCAGACUCUGAAGCAACAGAAGAUGCUUCGCAAAAGGAAACGAGUGCUGUUGAUGAGAGUUCAGACUGUGGUGGGAAAUUCCAGCUGUUUGAUAUUGUACAAGAAGACGAGGUGAUAGAAGACCCCAGUGCAACUGCAGCAAACCCACAGCAGAAAAGUGGUGAUCCAGAUGUGAUUCUUUGCAAUGCAGUAGAGAUGAUCCGUGAGCGUUUAACUGUUUCUGAAGAUGAUAAAAAAGUGGAACACCGUGAGAAAGAAGAUGAGUACGUUUAUGACAUCUACUGCAUGGAAACAUCAGUUCCUGUCUGGAUCCAUAAUAUCCUCUCUGUACAGCCUUAUAAAGAAGAAUAUGAACUGGUAGAUGAUGAUCAUGUUCCAGGGGAAAUAUAUGAAGACGAAGAUGAUGAAAACGAUGAAAAUAACUGGCGUAAUGAUUAUCCUGAUGAAGAUGAAUUCUUAGCAGAGGAAGAUGAUGAUGGAGAAAAAGAGUCUGAAGACAGCUCCAGUGAUGAGGACCAAUGUUACAGACGAAGAACAUGGAGCAAAUACCGUCAGGAAGUCCUACAGGAAUUUGGAUACGAUGAGAUCCAGGAUGUGGAUUCUGACUAAUUGCAUUUCAUCUUCCAAAAAAAGGCUCAGAACUGUUACAGUAGGACUGAAAAUCCAGACAGUUGCUGAUGGCUAUUCAUAAACAUUUUGAAGGGAAAAAAAAACACCUGGGAAAGCGCUUUCUGCUAGAAGUUGUGCUCAUUGGGACAGUAGGAAACCAGUCUUUACGUAGAUGAGCUAAAUUUUUGUGUGGGUGGCUUUAAGGUAACAUCUUGAAACAACUGCUGACUGGCAUGGUUCACCCUGAUGCUUGCUGUCUAGGUAUGACUAUUAGAUUCUAAAAGCUUUUUUUUUUAACUAUCUGAGCUGUCACCAAUGUUCAGUCAACGUCAGCUGGUAGAUAUUAAAUAAGUGGGUAUAAAUAUGGACAUUUGAUAAUACAAACUUUCUUUCCAAGCAGAAGAUACUACAUGAUUUAAAAUAGAUUGUUCCACCAAUGCUGCGAUGCUUGGGUUGUGACAGGAAGGAAGCCUUCCUGUCAUGACUAAUCAUGAGGAUAUGAACAGAUCUGCCAUGAGGGCACGUAGGGGUGCCAGAAAAGGCACUCUCUCCUAGUGCUUUCUACUGUACUUGUUCCUACAUUUCAAGUAACCUUAUUUACUUGAGCAUGCAAAAUGCCUUUGACUGUCCAUUUUAUUGCUGGAUCUCUCAAAAAAAUUCCAGUAACCAGAGUAGAAAAAUAUAUGUGCAUUUGGAUUGUAAAAUAAAGAAUCUUUGACUAAGUUUUCUUCACGCAUUUAAAGAUCAGGGAAGUUGGUUCAGCUGAAGCAAUAUUAGCAUUGGAACGGGUUGAUCUUUCUUUAACUUUGCACAGGUCUUAUUUUCUGUAAGCUGUUUUUUGACUCCUUAUACUGACCGAUGUUGUAAUGUUGCCUAGCAGAAUCAACACCUCUCAAGCUUUUGGUUUUUACCUUUGUCAGAGAAACAGACUGCAGAUUUUUUUUAGUCUGGAUAGCUGAAUUUUUAUGUUGACUUCUUAGCAUACCUGCUCCUGCUCUGUAAUAAAUCUGAGACUAUUUCUUACCUUAAGCAUACAUCUACUUAAAUUAGAUGAUUGACAAAACCUCUAUCUUACUCCAUUAUCUUUGCUUCUAGCAAGAAGUUAUAGGAAUUGUGUUUGCCCUUUUUUUCAGCAUUACAUUGUCUUAGUGCCUUUGGAGAGGGAAAGCCUCCCACCAUCCCUUCUUUGGAGACAAGUAAAUUGUCUGGCUUCUGAAUUUUAAUACACAGAACAAGCGAAAGCUAAGCCACAGCAACUACCAAAGCCUACCAAAACUGUACUGAGUGCCAUGUUCUGUUGUGUAACAAUUAUUGAAAAUGCAGGUAUUGUCAUUCCUUGUUGAUGUGUGAAGAAUUAAAGCCUGCAAGAGUUCUUACUAUCUUACACUGCUUCCAGGCGUAGUUAAACUUCCUUCAAGUCCAGAAGAAAGCGGGGAACUGAAUGCUAGUCUCUUUUUGUCUGGUUUAAGUCACUGGAAAGGUACAGCUUGUUUCCUUUGUUAGAUACUUUGCUUUUGCUAUACUGCAGAUGUCAGCUGAUAACCUGGUACCAUCACCUUUGUAAUUUUACAUGCAGAGUGUAUAAAAAUGUAACUUGUCCAUCUGGCUGAUCUUUAAAUAUUUGAGGACUCUUACACUACUGAAUCUCUCCUCCAGUAUUGUGAGUCACUUCUGCAAGAAGGAUCCCCCAGACCUGACAGUUACCCAUUGAGGCACUGAAACUAUUUCAGCACCCUCCUACUUAAGUCUGUAAUAAAUGGCUAAUAGCAUGUUGGAUUAACAUCAGUCAUGAGCUGUAGGUUGCAGCAGGAACUUUAAGGUCAAUUAAUUCUGGAUGGUGAUUUCAAGGUAAUGGAGGCAAGUGUUUUUUUUUUUCUUGUCAGGAAGAAAUGACUAUUAACCUAUGCCCCAACCCUAGCCUGUUAAAGCUAUGCUGCCCCCUGGACAGAUGUCUCAACUUAGUUACUGUGAAUUAACUCUAAUUAUAUGCAAGGCUAAGAAGCUGCAGUAGAAUAGCUGAAUGCUAAUAUUAAAUAGCAAGAAGUCCUUACAUGUUUAUGUUCCAACUGUGCACAAAUCCUCAGCUCACAUUUAACAAUUAAAUUCCAACACUGCUUCAUGA
Cygnus olor (mute swan) is the source of this 3148-nucleotide messenger RNA. It is a transcript of the gene SLC7A6OS, whose product is annotated as solute carrier family 7 member 6 opposite strand. The transcript has 5 exons. The record is from RefSeq and is a predicted model, not a curated record. Bases 31 to 1026 code for a protein of 331 amino acids. NCBI's taxonomy places the organism in Eukaryota, Metazoa, Chordata, Aves, Anseriformes, Anatidae. Gene Ontology annotation, biological process: developmental process.